GCGUUAGUGUGCCUCGCUUUCUCUCUCGCCUGGUGCUGCGUCCUGCUGAUGGUAUGGGACUAUAUCAACACCGUCGACCGGGCUAGAGAGUUGGGAACUACCGUUGACCAGUUGAAGAUCAUAGGGAGCGGGCCUGUGCCGGCAGACGGCGCGACCGCCAUCGUGAGCGGAAGCCCGCCAUCAGGCGGUUCCCCGACCUUGGACGACAGCCAAUUGAAUGCAACUGGAGCGCCAUCCAACUUCUCUGCUAUUGCAUCAGAAGGGUUACCAGAGGCAGACCCGGUCAAGACAUCAUUAAGGCACCUGUGUUUCGGUGUUGCUUCGGCGGCAAGCUCAUGGGGGAGAAGGAAGGCCAUUGUGAGGACAUGGUGGAGGCCAGGAGAGACACGAGGCAGUGUGUGGAUGGACUUCCGGGUGCGGACAGAUGAUGGAGACCCUGAGAUUCGUGUCUCCGAGCCCACUCCGCCUUGGAAGUUCCAUUACACUGGCGGUGGAGUCAGAGGGUACAUCCGUAUUACCAGAAUCUUCAUAGAGAUGUUUCGACUGGGCGAGCCAGAUAUUCGAUGGUUUGUUAUGGGUGAUGAUGACACAAUCUUCAACCAAGAUGCACUUGUUGAAGUCCUGGCCCGGUAUGACCACACCCAGAAGCUGUACUUUGGGGGAAUCUCAGAGACACACAUGCAAAAUGUGGCUCAUAGUCACAACAUGGCUUUCGGCGGAGGGGGGAUUGUGAUGAGUUACCCACUAGUCCUCGCUCUGAACAGCACUCUUGAUAACUGCAUGGAACGUCACACUGAAGUCUGGGGAAGUGAUGGCCGGCUUGCAGUUUGCACUGCUGAACUUGGAGUGCAUGUUAUACAUGCCAAGGGAUUUCAUCAAUGUGACUUGGGCGAUAGCUUGUCUGGCCUGCUGGAAGCGCAUUCGGUAAUGCCGUUCAUCUCUCUUCACCACGUUCUUCAAGUGCCGCCAGUCAUUCCCUAUCUCAGUAGCAGAAUUACCUCCUUGGAGAUGUUUGUGCAAGCCAUGCGGCCUGAUCCACUGGGAUUCUUGCAGCAGUCAAUAUGCUAUGACAAAUCAAGAAAUGCAAGGCGUUGGACAAUGUCCAUUGCGUGGGGAUAUUCCGUGAAGGUUUACCCAAAGAUCCUGAGGAUGAAGGAACUCCUACGAGCGGAGACAACAUUUGUGGCAUAUCUGGGAGGGCAGGACAGCAGCCAUUUUACGUUCGACGUCCGUCCAGCACGGCCGCAACUCUUCUGGUACCUGGGCCAGGAUCCAGAACGUCAGAUUCCGCGCUGUGGAUUUCCUUUCAUUUUGUACGUCACAAGUGUGCGGAUGCUUGCUGACGGCUCCGUUGAGAGUGUCUACAAACGCUGGCCUCGCCUCCCGCCAACGCGUCGGAUAUGCCCAAUGCCGAUCAUGCAGAUUCCGGAGAGUGCUCAGCUGGUGUUGCUGAAGAAGGCCGUUGAAGCCUGAGUAAAUUUUUUGUGGGGGCACACUUGUCAGAUAUAGAGACCUGGCUGAAUGCUCAUCUCGGUGAGAACUAAUUUGGCACAACUUU
Chara braunii is the source of this 1558-nucleotide messenger RNA. Lineage: Eukaryota; Viridiplantae; Streptophyta; Charophyceae; Charales; Characeae. The record is from the annotation of a GenBank genome assembly.